Aureobasidium pullulans EXF-150 is the source of this 2151-nucleotide messenger RNA. RefSeq names its product Gpi1-domain-containing protein. The transcript is spliced from 4 exons. The record is from RefSeq and is a predicted model, not a curated record. Gene Ontology annotation, biological process: GPI anchor biosynthetic process. NCBI's taxonomy places the organism in Eukaryota, Fungi, Ascomycota, Dothideomycetes, Dothideales, Saccotheciaceae. Gene Ontology annotation, cellular component: endoplasmic reticulum; membrane. Bases 1 to 2151 code for a protein of 716 amino acids.
AUGAUCGCUCCAAAUGGCUUGAUGCGCAUCUUCUGGCCGACCGACAUUGCUCGCUCCGACAAAGCAGGCGUCGUUAUAGGAUGGAGGAACUCGGAUCUGGACAUGGUCGUUGUGGCCAUCCUGCGCGAAGUCGAUGCGCAUGCCGUUGGAAAUACCCUCAAAUCGGGUCGUCUCUUUCAUGGCAGUCCCCACCCUAUCGAUCGCAUACUUGACAGAUGUGGCCGCCUACCUUUACAGGUCCUUGGAACACUGAAUCCAGAACGCGCACCCUCGCUCAACUUCGACCCUUCGUCAAUUCAGUUGUACUACACCCAACGCCACGCCAUCCCUCAAGUACACUGCCCUGGCGCACCUUCAAUCUCAAUUCAGAUCGUUACCUUCGAUCGCCCUAAUCCCCACCGCAUGCAAUAUCUGUCGCUCUCGCCGAUACCCCUUACCUUAUCGGAUGCACAAGAAAGAGCAGGCAAAACAGUCGCUGAAGGCUUUGGCGCAGAUGAAGCGAUCGACCGGGCACGCAAGCAACAGCUUGUCGACAAAUUGCGCAUGCACACUGUUGUCCACCAUGCACGUACCUCGAAGGAACUUGUCCUCCCUGUGAUAUUGAAUCAGAUCAAUUGCUCAUAUGAGAUCGACGAGCUAGUUCGAAAAAACAUUGGCUUUGUUGGCUCACGCACGAGACGUAGCAUGAGUGUGAGCGAGCGCAUGGCUGAGUCGGCAGCCGAUCUUUGGGACUACACUAGGUAUGGUGUACACCAUGCAUUCUUCGCCUAUGUCUAUCCUGUCGUCACGCAGUUGCUAGUGCUGGCUUUGGUCGGCCAUCGUAUAGCUGGUGAAGCCUGGCUGAGAAUUCUCGAGUGGCGCCCCAUCCCGGAUUCAGCUGCCCUCAAAGAUGUAUCAGCCACAGCACAGCAGAUUGACAUACGUCUGCAGCAGUUCUGUUACUGGCCAAUCCAAUAUCUAACUCUACGCAAGAGACGCACCGACUGGGGAAGCGUCACAAACAGCCAUCCCGAAUACAUCCGCUUCUACAAUAGUCUAUGGCUCGUGGCAAACGACAUAAUCAUUGGGAUUGCUAUCGGCUCAUACAUCAUCGAAAACUCAGACUAUGUUGCUGGCCAAGUCGAAUCCAUUGUCGAUUCCUGGUUCAUAGAAGGCCUUCAGCGCAUGAUUUGUUGGCUAAUGGGAUACCCUGGUGGUCUGAAGCUCAACGAAGAUCUGGCACAGUUUCUUGGUGACCUGUUUCUCUGGAUCAUCGAUUACUGGGCCGAGUGUAUGCAAAGUAUACGCCCUUUACUCCCUCAUGUUAUUCGGGUUAUAGGCUUCUCAAGCUUUGCCGGUGCGAGCAUGCCUAUCUCACUCUUCUCGGAUCUACUCUCUGUUUUGACCAUCCAUGUUUACGCUUUUUACAUCGCCUCGGCCCGCAUAUAUAAUUGGCAGCUCACCAUAAUAGUCUCGCUUUUCCAUCUUUUCCGUGGCAAGAAACGGAAUGUUCUUCGCAAUCGCAUCGAUUCAUGCGAUUACGAUCUGGAUCAGCUGCUUUUGGGUACGAUUUUAUUCGCACUUCUGACAUUUUUGCUUCCUACAAUUGGCGUCUUCUAUGCGACUUUCGCGGGCGCACGUAUGGGUAUAAUUGCUUUCAAGGCUGCUUUAGACACGUGGCUGGCUUGUCUGAACCAUUUCCCUCUUUUCGCACUCAUGCUGAGGAUCAAAGAUUCCCGGCGCUUACCAGGUGGCAUACGCUUUGAACUUCGUGAUACCCCUCUUGCAUUCGAUUCUCCGCAUCAGCGUGGUUCGGUGAAACCAGAUAUUGCACCUACUGCGCACAUACAAUUACAGUCGGUACCUCUACCGUUCUCAGAGACCUUCUCUCAAUACUCGCAACUUGCAUAUCGCAUCCGCAAACACUACCUUUCGCCCAGUGUUUUCUUGUGCCUCUUCACAGGACGCUUCGUUCCGCCAAUUCAUCGGAAGAGUCUCUACAGCCUACAGUAUAGUAUGCUCCCGGCAAAACGGAUUCCGAUCGCAGAAUUGUGGAAGAAGUUGAUGGGUAGUGAUGGAGCGCGAAAGCCUCAGGCCAAUGGGACUGCCAGCUCGUCAACAGGCCGAAGAGGUCAAAACAAGAAAGAUCCGGGACAUUGGUGGAGCAAAUGA